UCAAGUAAGAAAGAUGUAAGAGCAAAGCUGAAGUGUCAUUAAUGACUGUGUAGUGGAGAUCAUUCAGGUGUGCUGAAAUCUCUUCUGAUCCCCUCCCUGGAGGACGGGUCGCUACACUGAACUUGGUGCUUGUCUCUGCCCUUGCCCUUUGAUCAAAGACUGAUCAACUGACCUUAAGAAGACAUCGGAUUUGGGAAACCCUCUGCUCUUCCAUGGACCGCUGUGGUCUCCUGUGGUUCCUGUGCUGUCUUUAAGUAAAUAACACAGCUCUGUCUUCUUCGGCUGCAAAAACUGAAGGUAUAUUGAAUGUACCUGCUUCAGCACCACCAUUGUGUCCCUGGGACGUGUUAACAGUGUGCAUUUUUAAGGCUCCGAGGCAGUGAAUAUUUUUCAUCUCCUAGCAGAGUACAGUCUGCUAAUGAAAUCGUCCAACAUCUCCUCUGCUGUGUUGUUAGCUCCGUGUAUGUGUGUAGAAUUGAUUCAGAUUUGUAAUUCAUCAACUUUUACUAAACUGUCUUUGCCAUUGAUGAGAACAGUAUCCUUUGCACGUGUAAGUUUCACUAAUCCAAGAGGACCUAUUAUGCAAUAGAGAGUCUCUCGGUUGAUUUGAACAUGAUGUUACUCAGGCCCCAGGUCUAAUCUUGAUUACAACUCUUUCACUUUCUGUCCCAUGGCUGAGCAUCUCCAUGCUUUGGCUGGUUGUCCUACAGUUGUCUUUUUGGCCUGGGGAGGGGCCAGUCGAGAAUGUAGAUGAACAAGUACAAAUCAAUCCCCAGAGCAAGGAAACAACAGCUAAAGUACGCAGUUCAAGCCUGGAUCGUGGUUCAAUUUUUCCCCAAGAAAAGACAAAGACACUUCUGUGUAGAUGAAAACAUGUUCGCAUGGAACAUUGCACGGUGGAGCGUGUGCACGCAUGCGAUGGGUCUAAAGUGUCCUAAUGAGUGUACAUGUGUAUGUGUGUCAGGGAGGAGGUAGACCUGUUACUGUGUUAAUGAUGACAGUAAAAUAUACCUAUUAGUCACCAUGGCCAGGUGCCAAGUGUUGUGCCCGCCGUAGGUUUAUCCGUGCGACGCUUGACUAUAAGGAUCACCCAAGCACUUCCAGAAGGGAAAGGUGAGGAUUGAUUUGUCAAUGCCUAAGGGUCUCCCAACGUGUGGUCUACAACCGUGUUUGUCAGUGAGCUGUUUGGCCUCGGCAGGAAUUUUCCCACAGAAAGGAUGUUCUAACUGGCAGGCUCCCAGGACCGCCCACAAAUCCAUUUAACCAUAACAGAACUGAUGAACACUGUCAGGGCUAGAGUUGGCUUCCAAGUGGGAAGUCAGCCUAGUAUUAAUAGCACAGUUCCAGCUGCCCUGUGGGCCCAGCGGACUUCUGAUGGACCCGCCUGGGAACCAAGGCACUCUUUGUAACAUUUAUGGGAAAUGGAUUCCUCGGUGAGCGUGGUGGGAAGGGAAUACUGUGGUGGCUUGAGAACCAUGGCUGCCCAUUUCUCCCUUCUACUCUAAUCACUACCAGCACCGGCAUCCAGCAGGAAGAGACCAAGGAAUCCUUCUCCCGCCUUCAGACCUGGGGAGAGCCUGCCCUAGUCCUGGUCCGACUCACUUGGGUUGGCUGUUCCCACGUACAGGAUAUUUGGUGAUUUCACCUGGAACAGCAUGUCUGGCCGCAGUGUGCGGCUGAGAUCCGUCCCCAUCCAGAGUCUCUCAGAGCUGGAGCGAGCCCGGCUGCAGGAAGUGGCUUUUUAUCAGUUGCAGCAGGACUGUGACCUGAGCUGUCCCAUCACCAUUCCCAAAGAUGGACAGAAGAGAAAGAAAUCUUUGCGAAAGAAACUGGAUUCACUAGGAAAGGAGAAAAACAAAGACAGAGAAUUCAUCCCCCAGGCAUUUGGAAUGCCCUUAUCCCAAGUCAUUGCAAAUGACCGGGCCUAUAAACUCAAGCAGGACUCGCAGAGGGACGAGCAGAAGGAUGCGUCUGAUUUUGUGGCUUCCCUCCUCCCGUUUGGAAGUAAAAGACAAAACAAAGAACUCUCAAGCAGUAACUCAUCUCUCAGCUCCACCUCGGAAACGCCAAAUGAGUCAACGUCCCCGAACACCCCAGAACCGGCUCCUCGGGCCAGGAGGAGGGGCGCGAUGUCAGUGGAUUCUAUCACAGAUCUUGAUGACAAUCAGUCUCGACUGCUAGAAGCAUUACAACUCUCCUUGCCUGCUGAGGCUCAGAGUAAAAAAGAAAAAGCCAGAGAUAAGAAACUCAGUCUGAAUCCCAUUUACAGACAGGUCCCCAGGCUGGUGGACAGCUGCUGUCAGCAUCUAGAAAAACAUGGCCUCCAGACGGUGGGGAUAUUCCGAGUUGGAAGCUCAAAAAAGAGAGUGAGACAAUUACGUGAGGAAUUUGACCGUGGGGUCGAUGUCUCUCUGGAGGAAGAGCACAGCGUUCACGAUGUUGCUGCCUUGCUGAAGGAGUUCCUCAGGGACAUGCCGGACCCCCUUCUCACCAGGGAGCUGUACACAGCCUUCAUCAAUACUCUCUUGCUGGAACCAGAGGAACAACUGGGCACCUUGCAGCUCCUCAUCUACCUUCUACCUCCCUGUAACUGCGACACCCUCCACCGCCUCCUGCAGUUCCUCUCCAUGGUGGCCAGGCAUGCCAAUGACAACGUCAGCAAGGAUGGGCAAGAGGUCACUGGGAACAAAAUGACCUCUCUAAACUUGGCCACCAUAUUUGGACCCAACCUGCUGCACAAGCAGAAAUCGUCAGACAAAGAAUUCUCCGUCCAGAGCUCAGCCCGGGCUGAGGAAAGCACGGCCAUCAUUGCUGUGGUGCAGAAAAUGAUUGAAAAUUAUGAAGCCUUGUUCAUGGUUCCGCCCGAUCUCCAGAACGAAGUACUGAUCAGCCUGUUGGAGACCGAUCCCGAUGUGGUGGACUAUUUACUCAGAAGAAAGGCCUCCCAGUCCUCAAGCCCUGACAUGUUGCGAUCGGAAGUUUCCUUUUCUGUGGGAGGAAGGCACUCGUCCACCGACUCCAACAAGGCCUCCAGCGGAGACCUCUCCCCUUAUGACAACAACUCCCCAGUGCUGUCUGAGCGCUCCUUGCUGGCUAUGCAAGAGGACGCGGCCCCGGGGGGCUCGGAGAAGCUUUACAAAGGGCCGGAGCAGUAUGUGCUGGUGAGCCACUUGCCAUCGUCGAAAUCAAGGGAGAGUUCUCCUGGACCAAGGCUUGGCAAAGAUAUGUCAGAGGAGCCUUUCAAUAUCUGGGGAACUUGGCAUUCAACAUUAAAAAGUGGUUCCAAAGACCCAGGAAUGACAGGUUCCUAUGGAGACCUUUUUGAGAGCAGUGCCCUCCGACCGGGGCCAUGCUCCCUUUCUCAAGGGAACCUGUCCCCAAAUUGGCCCCGAGGGCAGGGGAGCCCCACAGAACUGGAAGGUGGCCUGCAGGCCAUUCGGAGGACUCAGACCACGGCCACCAUCGUGGAGUGCAGGGCCUGCCCUCCUGAGUCGCGCGUCUGCAGCACGCCCCACAUCCAGGGCGGCGGCAGAAGGUGUGAGCAGGCCACACCGAAGUCAGAGCAGUAUUUGACUCUGAGCAGCGCCGAAGACCUCACUGAGAGUGAGCUCGAUGUGGUCUGGCUGCAGAGCAGAGCCAAGCCUUUGCACCAGAGACCUCGAGGGAGUGAGAAGCGUGACAAGAGGCCUCCGCCUCCGUAUCCUGGUCCCGGGAAGCAAGCUGUAGCGUCAUCCCACCAGCCAGCAGAGCCGCUCUUGUGGAGGCCUCAGAGGCCAGAAGAAGGUUCCAGAACAGCGUUGGAAGAGGGAAGCCAAACAGCCGAGCGAGAGCAGCAAGCCGCUGAGCAAAAACUGAGCAGCGCCUACUCCACUUCCGCCAGCGAUCAGAACAGUAAGACUUUGGGUGACCCCAACUGGCUGGAUUGGCAGAGAGAGCGGUGGCAGAUCUGGGAGCUCUUAUCGACCGACAACCCCGAUGCCCUCCCGGAAACGCUGGUAUGAGCCCACCCAAGCGCACACCCCCACGGCCCAGACAGCCUUCUUUCACUCCGUAGGGGAAAAAGUUGGUGUUGGACAAUUGGACACUUGCUGGUUUUUCUUCUUUAACACUUUAAAAAAAAAUAACACGAGAGAAACCCAGCUCACUUAAAGAUAGAGAGCACUAGUACCCUUGCCAUUUAUAAUAAACUUCUAUUGCAUAGCCAGCCUUAGGAGAAAACGAAAACAAAAACGGAUGGUGAUAUCCAACCGAAAAACUACUCGCGUUGGCUUUGUAUAAGAUAAAACCCUUGCUUUGAUAUAGCUUAACUGUAUUUAUGUGACUUCAGUUUUGACUGUUGUAUAUUCUGUAACAGAUUCUGUAUGAUAAUCGUAUAUGAUAUAUUCACAGAAACAGAAGGAACAAUUUUUAAAAAUCACUUCACUUAUACUGAGUAAUGAGAUUCUAUAGAAUGUUCUAGAAUAUGCACAAGCAGGUUUCUGUGCUUUUGCCAUAGCUUUUUAGCUGGGGACAGCCCUUCCUUCAAUGCCUAGGAAAAACACUAACAAAACAAAACAGAGUAUGCCAAGCCAUAUUUUUAUAUAGUCAUGAGAUGCAAAAGAAAACGUAGUCACUGAAUGCUUUUUCAUAUUGAAUAUGUUUUAAGGAAGAUAUUAAAUUUGAUACAUUAUGGAAUAUAUUUUUAGAAUCUGUUUAGAAAGGAUUCAGUUAAUCGAACAAGAGAAAGGCCGUGCCUGACAAAGAAAGAAUAAUUAAGAAGUUGUCCUUCCCAUUUUAGAUCAAAUUCAAUUUUAUAUAGACCAUAUAUAAUAUAUAUUUAUAUAUAAUUUUUAUGUAUUUUUCAAAAACUACAAACUGGAAUCCAACUAUAAAGCGUUUAAGCAUCCAAACAGAGUAUUCAAAUUACAGAACAAAAGUUUUUCCUUUUGCCCCAUAAUCAGUAUUAACCAAAUUAUAAGCAAAGCUUUGUAAAGUAAGUCACGUUUGGACAAAAACUCCAGCUUUGUACUUACAUCGCGCCAAAGGCCGAGGACAUGUUUUCUUCGGUAAUUUUGUGUGUAUCGUAAAAUGCUCCUACUACAUACUUCAGUAGUUUCAAGUUUUUCAACCGCAAAACCAUUUUUGACCAGCAGGUGGCGAUUCGCUUCAGUAUUUUACGAGAUUUUUUUUUUUUUU
Messenger RNA from Mirounga angustirostris (Northern elephant seal), 5175 nucleotides. RefSeq names its product Rho GTPase activating protein 6 (gene ARHGAP6). Gene Ontology annotation, biological process: signal transduction. The coding region runs from base 1656 to 4001 and encodes 781 amino acids. The transcript has 13 exons. The record is from RefSeq and is a predicted model, not a curated record. Gene Ontology annotation, molecular function: phospholipase activator activity; phospholipase binding. Lineage: Eukaryota; Metazoa; Chordata; Mammalia; Carnivora; Phocidae.